Nannizzia gypsea CBS 118893 is the source of this 1005-nucleotide messenger RNA. RefSeq names its product mitochondrial 37S ribosomal protein MRP4. Bases 1 to 1005 code for a protein of 334 amino acids. Gene Ontology annotation, biological process: translation. The record is from RefSeq and is a predicted model, not a curated record. NCBI's taxonomy places the organism in Eukaryota, Fungi, Ascomycota, Eurotiomycetes, Onygenales, Arthrodermataceae. The transcript has 3 exons. Gene Ontology annotation, cellular component: mitochondrial small ribosomal subunit; ribosome. Gene Ontology annotation, molecular function: structural constituent of ribosome.
AUGAUAUUAAGACGGUUCGCCAUAAGGCAGGCGCGCACCUUUGCCCAGAACAGCCACCAACGACCCUUUCAGUCUCGAUUUUUGUCCAACCAAGUUCCUACCGAUACCAUUCCUGUGGCCGAGGCGGAAGCGAGUGGAUCUAUUCAGACCAAAAAUGUCAGCCCAGAAGUAACUGUUCCGCCAGCAAUGGCUCAGUACAGGUCCGGUGUAGUUAACAAGAAUAAAUUCAACCAACUUGGAUCUGAUAUCAGAAACAAUUAUCGACCUGAAGACCUAAUCUCCAAUCCUCCCAGGGCUUCUGAUGUCACGCUCGAACUGCUUCUCGCUUCUCAGGCCCACAUCGGACAUUCGACUUCUCUCUGGAACCCCGGAAACUCGGGCUAUAUACAUGGCAUUCGCGAAGGAGUUCACAUAAUCUCUCUCGAUGUUACUGCGGCCCAUUUACGACGAGCAGCUAAGAUCGUUGAAGAAGUCGCUCGAGUAGGGGGUCUGAUCCUAUUCGUUGGUACGAGAAAGGGCCACAAACGGGCUGUUGUGCGUGCCGCAGAAUUAGCACAAGGUUGUCAUGUCUUUGACCGCUGGGUUCCCGGGUCUCUCACCAACGCUCUGCAGCUGUUGAAUAAAUGCGAAGUUAAACUCGUUGAUGCUCUUGAUAGAACUGUGGAUCAUCCCGAAUUCCAGGGAGUUGACAUCGAAAGAGCUCCAUUAAAGCCGGAUUUGGUGGUCUGCUUUAAUCCUCUAGAGAACAAGCCUUUGCUCCAGGAAUGUGCUACCAUGAAUAUUCCUACUAUCGGAGUUAUCGACACUGACGCUGAUCCGACCCGAGUCACCUAUCCUAUACCCGCAAAUGACGACAGUCCCCGAUGUAUAAGUGUUAUUGCGGGCGUCCUGGGGAGGGCCGGAGAAAGAGGACAGCAAGAACGGUUGAAACAGUCGGCCGCUGGAAAUUUACCUUAUGAGCCUAUCCAUCUCAAGUCUGAGUCCUUGGAAACUACGGAGGCCUAG